AUGUCGCCACCAGCCAAACUGGAUCUGGGGGUCGACCUCUUCGACGACGACGACCAAAAAUAUUUUUGGGCUGUUUGCGACAUUGAACGCGAAACCUCACACAAGGUGCUGUUGGCCAAGCCGAGCCAUUGUUCUAUCAAAAACCCACGUUUCAUUCUUGCCAAUCCCAGGUUUCGCAAUGUCGCCACCAGCCAAACUGGAUCUGGGGGUCGACCUCUUCGACGACGACGACCAAAAAAUAUUUUUUGGGCUGUUUGCGACAUUGAACGCGAAACUUUCACACAAGGUGCUGUUGGCCAAGCCGAGCCCAUUGUUCUAUCAAAAACCCCACGUUUCAUUGUAAAGUUUGGAGAUACAGGCACCUUUAUGUUUUGUUCAUGCAUUUCUACAAGAGGUGCCCCGACCUAUUUAAUUUCCACUUCUUCCACUCCUAGCGUAUUGCCUUUUCCUCUCAUUCUCAACUGUUGGCCCAUUCAAGUACAGCUACCACCAACGAACGAUUGUCCUGCUUCAACCCACAAUGUCAAUCCUACGAUUGUCUUGAUUCGAUUGUCUUUGACUGAAUGGCAAGUCCAUGGCCUGUGCACAGCCUUCUUGCCACUCUUCUACAACACACGAGUCUCUUGA
This is a messenger RNA of Lichtheimia ornata, 627 nucleotides long. RefSeq lists its product as uncharacterized. The transcript has 3 exons. NCBI's taxonomy places the organism in Eukaryota, Fungi, Mucoromycota, Mucoromycetes, Mucorales, Lichtheimiaceae. Bases 1 to 627 code for a protein of 208 amino acids. The record is from RefSeq and is a predicted model, not a curated record.